Acaulospora colombiana is the source of this 492-nucleotide messenger RNA. The record is from the annotation of a GenBank genome assembly. NCBI's taxonomy places the organism in Eukaryota, Fungi, Glomeromycota, Glomeromycetes, Diversisporales, Acaulosporaceae.
AUGGAGUCACCGAUUCCUCGCCGCCUUUCGACGUCCAUCUCCAUACCCGGUUCUAGGAUGCAUGAGAUAGAAAACGUCAUCAAUUCAUACGAGGCUGAGGAAGAGCGUAUUGUCAAUGUGCUCUCUCGUAAAUUGGAGCAGCUACGGGACGAGAAAAUUCAACUGGAGAAUAUCCUUGAGGCCGAGUCAGAGUCUCACGUGAAUCAACUGACCAGGGAAUUGACCGCUCUGAAGCAAGCACAAGCUACGGGGCAUGUAAAUGGGGCAUAUGAUUCGGACAGCCAAAAUCAGAGCAUUUCGAGCAGUCCUAUUCAACAUUUCCAUCCAAAUCCUCAUGAAUUUCGUCAUCCAUCCGCCGAGGUGAUGCUCAAUGCACUCAUAGAAGAGAAUCGGCUCUUGCGUGCACGCCUGGUGGACACAGAAAGGGAUUUCAUCAGGAUUGCGAGGCUAAAUGAUGUCUACCGCGAAGAAAUAAUAGAUUUGAAACGAAAG